Fulvia fulva is the source of this 1449-nucleotide messenger RNA. RefSeq names its product Peroxisomal biogenesis factor 2. Bases 1 to 1449 code for a protein of 482 amino acids. Gene Ontology annotation, molecular function: zinc ion binding. Lineage: Eukaryota; Fungi; Ascomycota; Dothideomycetes; Mycosphaerellales; Mycosphaerellaceae. Gene Ontology annotation, biological process: protein import into peroxisome matrix. Gene Ontology annotation, cellular component: peroxisomal membrane. The record is from RefSeq and is a predicted model, not a curated record. The transcript has a single exon.
AUGGCAGACUUCGCAGGCGCACAAAGACGCAUAUUGGAGAGACGAGCCGCGAGAGAACAGGCGAUAGCAGCCGAGUCGCGAGCAUACCAAGACACACGAACCGAGCAACUGACACGGCUACCACCCACGAUCCGCACCUACGCAUACGACUUACUACAAUACUACGACCUCCUCAAAUCGCCAUACGGCACAUCACCAGCGUUUCGUGUGGGACAGGUCGACGCAGAGCUUCUCGACGAAGCAUUACUGGGUUUACUACGAAAACAGGCGGGAGAAGGCCUGAAACUGUUCGGCGCACACCUCAAGGACGACUGGAACGCCGAAAUCACCGCUCUACUAUGCAUUGUAUACUGGAAGCUGUCAAUAUGGGAUCAUGGGACCAGCUACGGAGCGUCUCUGCAAGGCCUGAAAUACAUCGAUGCACGCGGGAAGGACAUCUUCGAAGCAGAACGAAUGCGCAAAGACGCAACAAAGCUCCAGCGAGCACUCUACGGACUCAUCACAGUCGUCGGCCGAUACGGCUGGACACGAUGGGAGGAACGACUCUCAAGCCUGGAAAACGGCUACGACGAACCAUCCCCACUGAUCAAACGAUUGAGCCAAGUGACAACAUACGCCAGCACGACACGCAGCAUCACCUCUUUCCUCUCCUUCCUCGUCUUCCUCUACAACGGACGAUACCGCACUCUUACAGACCGAAUACUCCGCCUCCGCCUCGUCCCCUCCUCCAAUCAGACCAGCAGAGAAGUCUCCUUCGAAUUCCUCAACCGACGACUAGUCUGGCACGCCUUUACCGAAUUUCUUUUGUUCCUCCUCCCCCUCGUCGGAAUCAGCAGAUGGCGAAGAUGGCUAUCAAGAGCAUGGAAGAAGACGAAAACAACAACGAUCAAGCUCUUUUCAGGAGCACCUACAGAUGAAGAAGACGAAGACGACGACAUACAGAAGGGAGAACUGAGCUUCUUACCUGAACGAACAUGCGCAAUAUGCUAUCAAGAUCAGAACCCAACAGGCGGGCAAUCUGAGCAGGACAUCAUCUCUUCUUCGGCAGCAGCAGCAAACAGCGGUAUCACUGGAUCCGCAAUGACAGAUAUCACAAACCCAUACCAAGCAGAAUCUUGUGGCUGCAUCUACUGUUUCGUGUGCCUGGCACAACGAAUCGAAGCCGAAGAAGGCGAAGGAUGGGUAUGCUUACGAUGUGGAGAGAUUGUAAAGGAAUGCAGACCAUGGCAUGGAGAUGUGGUGGUGCGACGGGAGAGACGAAGUACAGAUGUCAGCACGAAAUCGGGCAGCAGACCCAGUAGUAGGCGAAAAAGCGUAAUGUUUGAUUUGGAUGCGGAGAAAAGAGCUCUCGAGGACGAGGAACGGGAAGAUUCUGCGAUGGAGACUGUCGAUCCCAUGCCUAUAGAAGAGGCUGAAUGGGAGAGAGAUGACCAUAGCGAUGAUGAAUGA